AUGUCCACAAAGCAAAAUGUACCAGAGCAUAUGCGCUGGUAUGUGGUCGGUGCGCAUCUAGCCGGCGCUGUCGAUAGUCAAAUUGUCGAAAUGACAGACUUGACAAAAGGCAGCAUUCGUCAAAUCAUUCAAAACUUCAAACGUACCGGCUCACCUUCCAUAGCACGACUAGCACCUCCCGAUGAUCCACACUAUGCAGUUAUUGCGGAGACUGCACUCGACAACAGCAGCAAUACCGCCGCCGACACCGAACAACAGGACCACAAAUCCAAACGACGAAGGGUGGGAGCACGGAGAUUCACUGCGAAUCAAGUGGUACAACAUAUCCUGGACGAGUCCGAGAAGAAUGGUGCGGCAAAGCCUAGUCAUGGUACUGCUACGACAAAAUCUACAAAAUCAACAGGAAAGAAAACGAAAAAAGAGUGGACACGCGAAGACGAUUCAAUAUUGCUACAACAUGCUUGGACACGGUUCCCUCGAGCUGGUGGCCGAUGGCAUGAAGCGGAAACCAAAAUGGAGAAAAGACAUACGGCCAAGGAGUGUCAGGACCGUUGGGAUGUUGUACGACCGAUAAUGAUGGAUGCUAUUAAUCGCUACGGAACUGAAGGAUGGUAG
Messenger RNA from Zychaea mexicana, 615 nucleotides. RefSeq lists its product as uncharacterized. The record is from RefSeq and is a predicted model, not a curated record. Lineage: Eukaryota; Fungi; Mucoromycota; Mucoromycetes; Mucorales; Lichtheimiaceae. The transcript has 4 exons. The coding region runs from base 1 to 615 and encodes 204 amino acids.